UCAGUUGAAGAGCACAAAGCCUGUGUACGUACUGCAGAGAUCACCUCUAGACAGAACCAGUUUGAUGUGAGUAGCAUUCGUACUCUAGCUGUAUUUUAUUUCUUACACAUACAAACUCUCCAGCCUGCAUAGCAAAAUACUAUAACAGACUCUGAUUUUUGCUCUCGGCAAAACCACAAAUAUGAGCGUAUCCAGAGAUGCAAAAGUUGUGGUGGUAGGUGCAGGAUUUGCAGGUUUGGCUGCAGCAGCCACUCUGGUACAGGCAGGAUUUCAGCACAUCAAGAUCCUUGAAGCUAAUGGACGAGUAGGAGGUAGAGUUUGCACGACUAAGCCAUUCACAGAGAACAUUAUUGAACUUGGUGCCAACUGGAUCCAUGGACAGAAUGGAAACCCUCUUUUCCAACUAGCAAAAGAUCACAAUCUGCUAGCUGAACGAUCUUCGAAAGACGAUUCUGAUGAUUACUUUUUUAAGGAGGGAGGGAAGCGUCUCACUGAAAAGCUUGUUGACCAGGUCACCUCUCUCUUUGAAGAACUCACCUCCAAGGCCUCUGAGUCAAAGCUGGAACGCAAGUACAGAAGCCUGAGUUUGGGGGAUUACCUUGAUGUUGCUUUUUCCAAGUCUGCUUUAGUAUCUUCAAAGGAUGGAGCAAGGAUUUUUGAGUGGUGCAAAAGAAACGAAUGCACAGACGAGGCAGCUUCUUCCCUCUUUGAAGUGUCUGCAUCUCAGAUUAGUGAAUAUAUUGAACUGGAUGGAGACUUCUAUAAUUCACUGGGCCCUGGUGGUUAUCAAGCAAUAUUAGAAGUCCUGUUGAAACGUUUGCCUUCAGGAAUGAUCCUGAGCAGUAAACCAGUGAAGAGCAUCCACUGGGACUUGAAGGAGAAAUCCCAGGGCACUGAGAGCAGAGAGAUGAGCCAUCCUGUGAAGGUGAUCUGUGAGAAUGAUGAAGUAUUUGAAGCUGACCAUGUAAUUGUGACUGUGUCUUUGGGGGUUUUAAAGCAACAGGCGGCAACCAUGUUUGAACCAGUUUUACCAGAAUCUAAGCUUGAUGCUAUUGAGAACCUCGGCUUUGGUCUGGUAGACAAGAUCUUCCUGUGCUUUAGUGAGAGGUUUUGGCCUGAAGACUGUGCUGGAAUACAACUUGUGUGGGAUGAGGGGCCUGAAGAUAAGUCAGUCUACACUUCUCAAACUGAAGGAGAUGACUGGAAAGAGACAUGGUUCAAGAAGAUCUGUGGUUUUGAUACUGUGGCCCGCCACCCUACAGUACUCUGUGGCUGGAUCACAGGCAGAGAAGCCCUUCAUAUGGAGACUCUUCAGGACAGUGAAGUGGGAGACACCUGUUUGAGACUGCUCAGGUCCUUCACCGGCUGGUCUGUUCCUGAUGUGUCCCAAGUGCUGAUCUCCAGGUGGGGUCAUGACCAUCGUGUCCUUGGCUCCUACACAUUAAUUCCGAAGGGAGUAAAUGGUGUGCACAAACAAAAAGAGCUAGCGGCACCUCUUCCUCCACAGAGUAAAGGCUCAGUUGGCAAGCCUCUGCAGGUGCUGUUUGCAGGAGAAGCCACUCAUGUGAACUUCUACACCACCACCCAUGGAGCCUACCUCUCAGGGGUCAGAGAAGCACAGAGACUCAUAAACCACUACUCCAAUAAGAGAAAAUGAGCCUAGAUUUUUAUGAUGGUAAUAAAUAAAAUAACAUUUGGAAGCAUGAUUUUUUUAAGUGUUGGUAACAGUCAGUAAUUAUGUUAAAGUAGAAUGAUCUGAUAGAUAAACUGACCUUUUUUUGUACGAUAUAGGACAAAUUCAUUCAUGUACUUUGACCAUUUUUUUUACUUCAAAAUAUGUAAAGUAAAUAAUUUUUCCUGUAUUCAGUAAAUUUAAUUAAAAUAUAAUAUUUACA
Colossoma macropomum (tambaqui) is the source of this 1895-nucleotide messenger RNA. RefSeq names its product spermine oxidase-like. The transcript is spliced from 3 exons. Gene Ontology annotation, molecular function: polyamine oxidase activity. NCBI's taxonomy places the organism in Eukaryota, Metazoa, Chordata, Actinopteri, Characiformes, Serrasalmidae. The record is from RefSeq and is a predicted model, not a curated record. Bases 182 to 1657 code for a protein of 491 amino acids.